AGCGAUUAUCCAAUGUGAUUAUACGUGCCUAUCUCAAUAGAAUCAAUUAGACACCAAAAAUGGCUUCUUCCAACAUGGCAUGUAGACUUGACUGACUGACUGACUGUCAGCUGCACAGACGACUCCCUUUUGACCGGACCAUACAGUCGUCCUCUGUCCAAUUAAUUCCUUUUUCCCUUCCAGCUUUGCGUUCACGCUAAAUAUAUAAACAGAGUUUUCUCCCUGACUCUCCACUCUCCUCCCAAUUCUUCUCAUCACUCUGCCCUCACUUCCCCUCUCCAGAUCUUCAAAAGAAGAAGAAAAACCCUAAAGCAAUCUCGAUCUCGAUUUCCAGCUCCAGCAAUGGCUCCCUCCAAGACCCUACUGCUCGCUGCCACUCUGGCGCUGAUUCUCGCCGCCGUCGCUCAGGCGGCAGAGUCCCCUGUUUCCCCUGCUCCAGCUCCCGGACCCACCUCUGCCGCCACCUCUGCCUCUCCCGCCGUAGCGUUGGCUGCUGCUGCCGUCGUCGUGGCACUGGUGUUUGGCUCCGCCGUCAAGAUCUGAAGGACCGGCGCCGUCUCCCUUGGUUUGUUUAGAGUUUGUGUUUGUUAUGGAGACGGUUACUAUAGCUCGUUAGUCGUAGAGAUAUGGUUGGUGCCUUGGUGGUGUUAUGACUUUUCAGUUUUCACUGUGUGUUUGCAUUCGGAAAGGAUGUAAAUCGGGUAUGGGUUAUCGUAUGAAUAAAUCAAACUGAUCUAGAUUUUGCCUAUUGAAUUCUUUAUACUAAAGACUCAAUCUUUUA
This is a messenger RNA of Linum trigynum, 781 nucleotides long. The record is from the annotation of a GenBank genome assembly. NCBI's taxonomy places the organism in Eukaryota, Viridiplantae, Streptophyta, Magnoliopsida, Malpighiales, Linaceae.